AUGGUGGAGGACGAGGUGGAUCUGCAGGAUCUGGUCACGUUGAACCGACUGGAUGAGAUCCUGGUUGUGAAGAGUAAGGAAGAUGCUCCCGAGGAAGUAGUGCGGGAUCUCAGGAUCGCCAGGAUCCGUCAAGCGCAGGACGAGGAGGCGUGGAUCUCCGGCCUAAAGAAGUACCUGGUGGGCAAUAUCCAGGAACUAGCACAAGAGGAGGCUAGCUCCUAUAGCGCUAUUGCGAUGGAUUAUGAAGUGGAUCUCAACGACUUGCUGUUCUACUGCCCUCCGACGAAGAAGAAGGAGGGUUGA
This is a messenger RNA of Phytophthora sojae, 303 nucleotides long. RefSeq lists its product as hypothetical. The coding region runs from base 1 to 303 and encodes 100 amino acids. The record is from RefSeq and is a predicted model, not a curated record. Lineage: Eukaryota; Oomycota; Peronosporomycetes; Peronosporales; Peronosporaceae. The transcript has 2 exons.